AAAAAUUCUGUAUUGAUGAUUACUUUGGUAGGUAUAUGCGGAGAAUCGGAGCUUGAAUUUGGAAAUUACUAGUAUCUCUAUCCUACAAUAUACCACCUCUUACAUGUCACAACUUGCACCAAAUCAACACUGGCUAGAAAAACCUGUGUUUGACUCUUCGAGCUUAUCUCAAAUUGGCUCAAUAUUUUUUCCUAUAAUUAGCAGCAGUAUUUAGUAGCAUCUGGCCGGUUCCAGAGUCCACAGAAAGCUUCCAACAUAACCAUUAAAUUAACCAACGCGUUAUUAAAAUAUAAGCAAGCUGUAUCCUUUCUCAUGUCCUCACUGCGUUUGUUUAAUGAUGACCCUCUCAAAUUAGUCACACAAAACUUCUGCUUCAAAGUUGGCCUUCUUUCCUGGAGCCUACCCGCUCGAUCUUUUCGAACUUUCCAAUGUUAAAAUUUAGCCCACUAAUUAUAUAAACGCCUCCACAUUGCCCCAAAAACUUCACACCAAACCCACACCAAUCAAUUCUUCUCUGCUUUGCUCUGUUUCUCAAAUUACAAACAAAGUUUAUUUUCAAGAAAAACAAAAAAAAAAAAAAAACUGAAUCAAAGAUGGCCUCAAAGACAUCCUUUGCCCUGCCGCAGCUCUUGCUGAUUGCAUUGUCACUACUAAACCUUGUUUCUGGUGGGAGAGUUCUUCAGCAAACCAUGCCUUUCAAAUACCACAAUGGUCCUCUGCUUACGGGCAGAGUCUCACUCAAUCUCAUCUGGUACGGCCAAUUCACCCAAUCCCAGAAAUCAAUUAUCUCUGAUUUUGUCACUUCCCUGUCUUCUUCCCCAAAAUCCCAACCCCAACAACCUUCAGUUGCGAAUUGGGUCAAUUCUAUUCAGAAAUAUUAUACCCUCAUCAAAUCCAAACCCAAUGUCCAGUUUUACCUCGGCACCCAAACUCUAGACCAGAAAUACUCUCUGGGCAAGUCACUCAAGUUGCAGCAAAUUCAACAAAUCGCAGCAAAGGCCGCCGCCGGAAGCAACCAAUUAGGCACCGCCGUCAACGUCGUCUUGACUUCGUCGGACGUGGCGGUUGAAGGGUUCUGCUCCAGCCGGUGUGGCACCCAUGGUUCUCUUCCGGCCGCCAAGAAUUACGGAAAUCAGAAAUUCACUUACAUUUGGGUGGGAAAUUCAGAGACCCAAUGUCCGGGUCAAUGCGCCUGGCCAUUCCACCAGCCAAUAUACGGUCCACAAGGCCCUCCUUUGGUUGCCCCCAACAACGACGUCGGAAUUGAUGGGAUGGUCAUCAAUUUAGCCACCCUUCUGGCCGGUACCGCCACCAACCCCUUUGGAAACGGCUACUAUCAGGGUCCGGCCACCGCGCCACUGGAAGCCGCCACCGCGUGCCCGGGUAUAUUUGGCAAAGGGGCUUACCCGGGUUAUGCCGGAAAUUUGUUGGUGGAUUCUGCUACGAAGGCAAGCUACAACGCAAAUGGAGUUAAUAAGAGGAAGUUCUUGCUUCCUGCUCUGUUUGAUCCUGCUUCUAAUGCUUGCUCAACUCUGGUUUAAAGAUUCAGGAUACUAACUCCUGCUUCUAUAUGUAUGGUCGAGAAAUAUUUAUAUAGUAUAUAGUAAGGAUUGAUUAGGACACAAUAAAUUCUCAUCAUUUUGAUUGUAGCCUAAUUACAUUAGUUCUUCGUGUAAACAAUAUUCAAUUUAUUGGUUUCUUGAUGAGAGAAUAUUUCGUUUUCCAUCUUUAAAGUUCAUUCCUUUAUCAGUUUUCCUUUGCUUUUCCUUUCUUUCGUUCGGGUGUUUUUAUUUAAAAUU
Oldenlandia corymbosa var. corymbosa is the source of this 1799-nucleotide messenger RNA. NCBI's taxonomy places the organism in Eukaryota, Viridiplantae, Streptophyta, Magnoliopsida, Gentianales, Rubiaceae. The record is from the annotation of a GenBank genome assembly.